This is a messenger RNA of Parasteatoda tepidariorum (common house spider), 4907 nucleotides long. RefSeq names its product scruin like at the midline (gene slim). The record is from RefSeq and is a predicted model, not a curated record. Gene Ontology annotation, biological process: positive regulation of stress-activated MAPK cascade. Lineage: Eukaryota; Metazoa; Arthropoda; Arachnida; Araneae; Theridiidae. Gene Ontology annotation, molecular function: protein binding.
CACAAAAACAAGAACAAAUGUGGGGAAAAAAUUCAAGUGCAGCACAUUCAUUAAUAAUUCCAAACUUGUUUAGUUAGUUAUGUUUGUUUUGGCAUAGUAAUUGACCUGUCCACCUGUUUUUCGCGAGCGAUUCACGAACUUUUAUUUGCUUACAUAAAAUUGCUCUACAAAAAAGUAAUUUAUCGCACUUGUGUAUUGUAAUUUCUUAGAGCCUACUUCGUUAUUGCUUUACCAAAUUAAUAUUAUAUGUCUUCAAUUUUUAAUCUGAACGCUUUUCUGACAAAAAAUGUUUAAUUUUCGACCGCAAGAAUUGACUAAAGUAGAAACUACUGGGAAUCAAUUGAGAGGUAUUCACUGCCCAUCUCCAAGAAGUGGCCAUCGAAUAGUUGUGACUGGUGGAAACGUAUAUUCUUUUGGUGGAUAUAAUCCAAUUUCAGUUGAUGAUGCUGUUGAACAUAUACUCUUUAAGGAGCUCUGGGUGUUUAAUAUUGUUUCAAAGACUUGGAAGCAUUUGAAAACAUCAGGAAAUGCACCUGAAGAAUUAGCUUCCCAUUGUGCUGCAUUUAUUGACAACCAUCUGCUGAUUUUCGGUGGCACAGCUUAUCCGUUUGGUGCAAAAAGUAGCAAUGAUGCUCACAUAUGCAAUUUAAAAACUUUACAGUGGUCAAAACUAGAAACUACUGGCACGCCACCAAAGAAACAGUAUGGUCAGGCAAUGGCUAUAUUUGAAAAUAAAAUGUAUGUGGUUGGAGGAACUUCAGGCUAUGCUUAUUCUAAUGAAGUGCAUUGUUUAAAUUUAGCUACCAAAGAAUGGAGACAGUUAAAUAAAUGUGUAGGACCUUCUCAUUUACGGUCUGAGUAUGAACCUGAACCACGGUAUAGGCACGAAAUUGCUAUUGAAGAUAAUAAACUUUUUGUAUUUGGUGGAGGAACAGCUGCUGAGUCUUUCGAACUAAGUAGGCUUCCAGUAUUUAACUUAGACACAAACACUUGGUUUCAAAUUGCCACAACUGGUGAUUGUCCUGAACCAAGACGUUGCCAUAGCUGUGUGCAGAUUAAGAGUGAUGUUUAUAUUUGUGGUGGGCUUGAUGCAGUGCACAACUACAGCUGCCUUUAUAAAAUUAACUUGAAAACACUAGUCUGGGAGAAACUCAAAAUUUCAUUGCCAUAUCCACUUUACUUUCAUGCUGCAGCUUCAUCAGAAUCCAAUCAACUGUUCAUAUUUGGUGGCGUGAAUGGGCAUGAAAAUCAAAGAACCAACGACAUGUUUUCCCUAUUUCUGAACAUUCCUUCCUUAGAAACAAUAGCCUGGCAAGCUGUUCUUCAUUAUGCUCCUUACCUUGCACUUACUGAAAAACAAAAACUGUUUGAACUAGGCAUACCUAUCAGUUUCUUAAAUGAAAUAGAAUUUGUACCUCCUACGAAAAUGGUGAGUAAUGGUGAAAUGUCAAAAGGUGAUGAGGAGGUAAUGAUUGUGUUGUCUGAAGGUGAUGAGGAUGAUGAUGAGUGGGAAGACCUGUAAUAGUUAAUUAUCUAAAAAGGAAUUUGUGUAAUUAGAUGAAUUAAACAAUCCUGUUACUGAAAUAAAAGUUUAUUUUAAUGCCUUGUUCCAAUCUGUAACAUGUUUACACAAUGUUCUGUAAAAUUUACUGUUGAGUUUGUAAUAUAUUUAAAAUAAACCAUUAAUUAGAGAUUGUGAGCUUGAUCAGCUUGAAUAAAGCAAAUUUUAAGAAUUUUUAGGAUGCAGAUUAAGUAGUUUUGAAUAUUUAGGUGACAAUCGUUGUUGCAAAGAUUAUUUUCAUAUGAAAGUAAAUUUACAUUUUAAGUGUUCUGUAGUAACUGUUUUAGAAGCUGUUUUUGCUGAUUCCUACUUUUAAAGUUAUUAUCACUAGUUAGUAUAUUCUUUAUUCAGUUCUUAUUUCUUAUCUUGUAUAAGUUUGUUAUUUGCUGCAAUGAAUUGCUGGUCAUUUUAUAAAAAUGUUGGCAUUUUUUUGUUGUUUACUUGUUAAAGUUGCUUGUUAUGUUUAAUUUGUACCUUAAAAUAAGAAAGUUAUUAGAUUAAGGUAUGCAUAUACCACUCUCGUUGCAUUUUACUGCUAAUGUUGAGUUUUUGAUCAAAAUAAUAAAGCAUUACACAAAAUUCUCUCAGGGUGCGUAGCGUUUUUUAAAAAGGAAUUAAAGGGGCUUAUUUUUUAUUUACAUUUUUUAAGAGCCCUUAAAGGUGCUUUUUUAAUUCGGGGUUUGUAAAAAGUGCUUAAUUUUCUAUCUUUUAAAAAUAGAUUUUUUUCUUUGCUGUGUCGAUUGUCGUUCUAAAUUACAGAAAAUGCAUGAUUUUCGCAAUUUUCUCUGCAUUAUUUAUCAGAUACCAGUUAUUUUAUCAUGAUUAUGUGAAAUUUGUGAAAAUGUUUUUCUAUUUUAUUGAUUUUAUGUUCAUAAAUUAAGAACUUUAAAUGAUAGAAAGAAAUAAUUUUUAUUACUGCACAGAUCCUAAUUAUGAUUUUUUUUAAUAGUGAUUAAAAAUAUUUUUUGAGUGCUUAAAAAGUACUUAAAAGGUGCUGAUUUCUUGUUGAAAAAUCUGGCUAUGCACCCUGUCUCUAGAUUGUGUGAAUUUUUAUAUCAUUUUCAGUACUUGGUAGUAUUAACUGAAAUUUUAAAUCUUGCUGGAGCUCUUUCAAUGUGUACUUGUUUCAAGUUAAGUAAUAUUUAAAUAAUUCAAGAAUAGAGAGAUUUGUGUUAAAAUUGCCCAUUUUUUCUCUAUGGACUGAGGGAUGGUAUAAAUUCCCUUUAACAGUUUCACUAUGUUUGAAUAAAUGUUUCUGUAUUUUAAAUCACUUCCCGAUCAUACAAAAAUGCAUUUUUAAAUCAUAAUUCUACAUUAAGCUUAUGAAAGAAAACUGAUAUUUGAUCUGACUGUACAAAUUAUGAGGGCAAUCCUAAAUGUAAGGUCUCCUAUUUAGCUUAGAAAUAAACAAUAAAAAAUAAUUUAUUUUUUCAAUAUUUAUAUCAUUUUAAAGGUUGACCAUUUGUCUAAUAUUGUUAUGUUAUAAUUGCAUUUUCAGUUUAUGCGUUUUUGUAGAUGGUGUAGAGUUUUUGCAUGCCUAUAUUAUAAUAGCUCCCCACCAUGUCCAUGUUUAGAAGUGGGGAAAGCAGCAAUCACAAGAGCUUCCCUGUUAAACUGUAUCUCUCUUGCUACAAUCUCUUGGAAACAAUCAAAACUAAAUUAUUACAAUCUCAUAUCCAAGUCAAUAGCCUAGCCUAGCCUAGACUUGGCACCUGGUGGUUAAUCCCUGCUCCCUAAUGUUGGCUAGAAAGAGAUUUGCUGAUAACAGAAAAGAAAAAUUAUAUUUAAUGCUUUCUCAGGUAUAUUGUGGGUAUUCAAUUCCGGUAUUAUAUAGAUAUAAAAAAAAUUACUUUGUCAAUAAAAAUGGACAAAUGUUUGACUUAUAACCUUCAGCAGUCCGGAAGAAUUUCCUAUUUGCUUUCCUAUAAUUAUAGUGAUUAUUUAUAAUUAAAAUUAUAUCAAUAAUGUGUAAAAUAAUUAUUGUAAUUAAAUGAACUGCAAAUCUGAAAACAAUACUGCCAUAUAUGCAGCAUCAGACUCAGUAAGUUCAGGGCCCGACUUAGCCUAAUUAGGGCCCUGGGCAAAAACUUCUUUGGGGGCCCCUUCUGCUUCACUACUUCAGUAUUGAAGAACCGAACUUUUUGGAGAUAUUUAAAUUUUUUACCUCAUUAUAGAUAACAAGAAAAUUGACUAGAAACUAAAAUAACUAUGAAGUCCCUCCCCCUCCAAUGGCCAUACUAAAUAUCGCUCUGUCUAUUUUAUUGACUUUCUGACAAUUCUAUGUCCAUUAUGCUGAAUGCUGUUUUUUUAUUGUUAACUUUGUCAUCUAGCUGCCAAAAUUUCAUAUUCUUGCUGACAUAGGAGCGGGAUUCAGCUAAAUUUACGCAGUGAUGGUGGCUCAAUUAAGUCAAUCAGAAGCCUGUAUUUUUGUAAACAUAUCGCAUUUUGCUAUUUGUAAAAAUGCAGGCUUUUGAUUGGCCAAAUUUGUUAAUCAUAAUUGCUAAAAUUUGGCUGAAUUUCACCCUAGAAAGCCGUGGAUUUACAAAACAUAGAUUUUGUUCUUAGGAUAGAUUAAUGAAGAAGCUAACAUAAAACAGACGGAUUUUACACGGUACUGAUAUUUCAUUUAAAAAAAAAUUCAUUAAAGAAAGAAACGUAAAACAAACUUUCAAUUCGAUUUGGGGCCCCCCUCUGAUGUGGGGGGCCCGGGGCAACUGCUCCAUAUGUCCCUACCUUAGUCCGGCUCUGAGUAAGUUUUAAAGUUCCAUACCGCUAUCAUAGCCGUUCACUAAUGGUUAAAAUGAUGUGAAUAUUGCAGAAAAGAAGCAGUUUUCCCGUUUCUGAACAAACAAGGAGAGUUUACUUUUUGGAUUCUCAUUAUAUUUUAUAUCAUAAAGUUCUUCUAGAAGUAGUCAUUGUAGACAGUUCAUGUGAUCUUCUAAAAUUAUGUUAAUGUUCUUUAGUAAUACCUUUUCAUUAUGAGUGUUUUUAAUUAUUUAUUAUAAGACAAAAUAGCAAUUUCUAUAUUUACUAUAAGCUACUUUAAAAUUAAAAGAAAAUAAAAGCUUUUCUUGUUUAUCCUUUUAACACCUUGUUUAGUUGAAUUUAGACAACCUUUAAAAUAUUUCUAAAAAUUAAACAUGCUGGCUACACUUACAGCAUUAAGCAUUGCAAAAUAAUUUGGUUUUGGAUGUGAGCACAGCUGCUGCAAAUUAAUGACGUUUAAGAUUUUAUCACAUGGUCUAUGCCAUUAAUAUGAAAUGUAGAUCUGAAUCAUAAGCAAGUUUGUAAGUUACUAUGAAUUUGUAAUGUAUAUUGUGAAAUAAAUUAUUUUUUAAAUUAUGAA